This is a messenger RNA of Episyrphus balteatus (marmalade hoverfly), 1861 nucleotides long. RefSeq names its product UBX domain-containing protein 6 (gene Gint3). The transcript has 7 exons. Lineage: Eukaryota; Metazoa; Arthropoda; Insecta; Diptera; Syrphidae. The coding region runs from base 219 to 1529 and encodes 436 amino acids. Gene Ontology annotation, cellular component: cytoplasm. Gene Ontology annotation, molecular function: protein binding. The record is from RefSeq and is a predicted model, not a curated record.
UCGAGUUCACUGAACUGCAAAUAACUCUGUUGAAGGUGUUGCUUUUGAUAUUGUUAACAAAUUUGGUAUUGAUUGGAUUUGCUUGGCGUAAAUUUGGUCAAGUUAUAACAGAAAAGUUUGUUGAACCAAGCACCUUGAAAGAAAUUGAAGAACUUAAACUUUCUGUAGCGAAACUUAAACUUCCCAAAGAGCAUUCGCCAAGAAUUUAAGAGUUCAAAAUGUCCAAUCGAAUUAGGAAAUUCUUUUCCCGUAAAAAGGAAGAAGCUAAAUUCAAGCUUAAAGUUGGUAACAUUGGAACUGGACAUCAAUUGAAUGCUCCUUCUGCACCAUCGUCGUCCAAUCGUCAACCACCCAAAGACGUUUAUAUUCCACCAAAACGUCAAGAAUUAAGCAACGAAGCUAAAGCAGCAGCUGCGGCUGCUUUAGCUCGAGUUGAAAAGAAAGAUAAUAAAGAAUUUAAUACAUCAUUGGCAGCUAUUAAAGCACAAGCUAAACGUGAACUUGAAGCUGAGAGGAAACUUAAAGAAGAGGCAGCAGCUGGUGCGGCAGGUGGUGGAGCUGCGGAGGCAGCUAAAGAAGUUGUGGAGAAUAAGAAUUUGGCUUGUCAUGGUGUAUUCUUUCGAUGUCCAAUGAUUGGCGAAGAAAUUCUUCCCAAAAAAGAAUGGAAGAUCAAGAUUAAGGAGUUUCUUUAUCAGCAAUUGGAGCAAGAGAGGGCAUUGACUGCUUGUUUGAUUAUAUACAAUUGUAAUACCAAGGAAAAGGCUGAGGACUGCGUUGCCACGCUCUCCAAAUAUAUUGAAAAUCUAAUAAAUCAUCCAGACGAAGAAAAGUACUGCAAAAUCAGAAUGACCAACAGAAUCUUUUGUGAAAAAGUUCGUUAUGUAGAAGGUGCAUUAGACUUUCUCAAUGGAGCUGGUUUUAGAGAACAAGAAAUCGACAACGAACCUUUUCUACUUUGGUGCAAAGACAAUCUCGAUCCUGAUAUGGAACUUCCAGUUCUGCUCGAUGCUCUUCAAAAUGCCGAACCUAUUCUUUUAGAAUUAGAUCGAAAUAUUCAAGUACUUUUGCCAAUGCAAGCAAAACGCACUGAAUUGCCAAUGGACUUUUUCCGCAUUACCCCCGAAGAGAUUAAACGUGAACAACAACUUCGAAGUGAAGCCAUUGAGAGCGCACAGAUUUUAAAGACAAAAGCAAUGCGUGAACGUGAAGAACAACGUAAUCUUCGAAUGUAUCGUUUUGCAUUGAUUCGUAUUAAAUUUCCAAAUGGAAUUUAUUUACAGGGAACAUUUAACGUUUAUGAAAAACUUGGCGACAUUUAUCAAUUCGUACAGUCAUGUCUGGCAGAUGAGGCAUUGGAGUUUAACUUAACACUUAGUGGUAGCCAAUUUUCUGACCAGGAUAUGGACAAAUCUCUUUAUGACUUGAGACUCAUUCCAAGUGUGAUGUUUCUAUUUAUUGCUUCUACUACAAAUGUAUCUGAUGAGAAUUUCCUUAAAGAAGAUCUCCUUAUGCUUAUCCAACCAAUGUAAUAUCCAGAGAUGAUUUACUACUAUACCAUUAUUAUUGUCAUUUAAAAAUGCUUUCAAAGCAAUCACUGUAACUCGCUAUAACUCAACUAUAAACUGGAAGAUUGAAGUAUUUAGUUGUUGAUGAAAAGGGCUUUUGAAAUUUGAAACAGACAGAGACAGCACAAGAAGAUAUGUAUAAUGUUGCCGAUGGUCAUUCGAUCAUCACAACCCACAUUACCACAUCUAUUGUUGUAUUUGUAUAAUUUGUUAAAAAAAAAAAAUAUUUCCAUUCUUAUUUAUAGAAAAAGAAACAAAUUGAUAUAAAAAAAAAUAUUUAUUACUUCAGCAAGACA